This is a messenger RNA of Magnolia sinica, 2127 nucleotides long. RefSeq names its product adenine/guanine permease AZG1. Gene Ontology annotation, biological process: transmembrane transport. Gene Ontology annotation, molecular function: purine nucleobase transmembrane transporter activity. The coding region runs from base 46 to 1800 and encodes 584 amino acids. NCBI's taxonomy places the organism in Eukaryota, Viridiplantae, Streptophyta, Magnoliopsida, Magnoliales, Magnoliaceae. Gene Ontology annotation, cellular component: plasma membrane. The record is from RefSeq and is a predicted model, not a curated record. The transcript has a single exon.
CCAAACCUCUCUCUCUCUCUCUCUCUCUCUCUCUAUCUCUCGGCCAUGGACCCACCAAAACCCCUAUCUCGCUGGAACUCGGCACUGACCCGACUCAACUCGUCUGUGUCCGAUUCUCGACUCGGCAAGCGCUUCAAACUCGCCGAGCGAAACACCAGCUUCACAACCGAGCUGCGAGCCGGUACGGCUACCUUCCUGACCAUGGCCUACAUCCUAGCUGUCAACGCCAGCAUCCUAACCGACUCAGGUGGCACGUGCUCCGUCUCCGAUUGCACGCCCCUCUGCAGCUCCCCUUCCAUCCCAGUCUCCAACUGUACAGGCCCCAACCUACGCGUCAUCACCCCAGACGCCACGUGUAAGUUCCCACCGGUGAAUCCCGGUUACCAGUCCUGCCUGGAGAAGACACGCAAGGACCUGAUCGUCGCAACCGCCGCAGCCUCUCUCAUCGGCUCCUUCAUCAUGGGUGCGUUCGCUAACCUCCCGCUCGCGUUAGCACCAGGCAUGGGACCCAACGCCUACUUCGCCUACACGGUCGUCGGCUUCCAUGGCUCCGGUAACGUUCCGUACAAAACCGCCCUGGCUGCCGUUUUCAUCGAAGGGCUGAUAUUCCUCUUCAUCUCCGCACUCGGAUUCCGCGCCAAGCUCGCGAAGCUGGUUCCACGUCCCGUACGUAUCUCGUCCUCGGCCGGGAUCGGCCUCUUCCUCGCCUUCAUCGGCCUCCAGAACAACGAAGGCAUCGGCCUCAUCGGAUACAGCCCGUCCACGCUCGUGACCCUCGCCGCCUGCCCGAGCUCCUCACGUGCCUCCGUCGCCCCCGUCGUAGCGGCCGCUAACGGCACCGUUUCGCUGUUACAGGGCGGCACCGUAUCGAGCGCAAUUCUCUGCCUCAAUGGCCGAAUGGAGAGCCCGACUUUUUGGCUCGGGAUUGUCGGAUUCGUAAUAAUCGCCUACUGCCUGAUAAAGGACGUAAAAGGAGCGAUGAUCUACGGCGUCGUCUUCGUAACUGCCGUUUCCUGGUUCCGAAACACGAGCGUAACGGUUUUUCCUGAUACCGAUACGGGCAACUCGGCGUACCGGUAUUUCAAGAAGGUCGUGGACGUGCACAAGAUCGAGUCCACCGCCGGGGCUCUGAGCUUUAAAGGGAUGGGGCAAGGGGCAUUUUGGGAAGCCCUUGUAACGUUUUUGUACGUCGAUAUUCUCGAUACGACCGGCACGUUGUAUUCGAUGGCACGUUUCGCCGGUUUCGUUGAUCAAAACGGCGAUUUCGAAGGGCAGUAUUUCGCUUUCAUGAGUGAUGCUGCGUCCAUCGUGGUUGGAUCUUUGCUCGGUACGUCGCCUGUAACGGCGUUUAUCGAAUCGUCGACUGGGAUAAGGGAGGGAGGACGGACGGGAAUGACGGCGUUAACGGUUGCAGGAUAUUUCUUUCUGGCGUUUUUCUUCACGCCACUGCUCGCGUCCAUACCGGCGUGGGCGGUGGGUCCGCCGUUGAUUUUAGUGGGAGUCUUGAUGAUGCGAUCUGUGGUGGAGAUUGAUUGGAACGACAUGAGAGAGGCGAUCCCGGCGUUCGUUACGAUGAUUUUGAUGCCGUUGACGUACUCGAUCGCGUACGGACUCGUUGGAGGGAUUGGGACUUAUAUCGUGUUGAAUGUUUGGGAUUGGGGGGAGGGGUAUUUUAGAAAGGGCCAUUUUGGGAAGAGAGAGAGGAAAGUUGUGGUGGGAGCGACGAAUGGGGCGUCGAGUAGCAGUAUCGAAGCUGUCGAGAACAACCACGGCAACAGCCACAAUGGAAGCAUUGUCUGAUUGUGGGGCCCACCACCUAAAUCAGGGUAAAUCAGGACCGUCCGUUGACCAGAUGGGAUCAUCGUGGGGGAGAAAAUGGAGGGCCCAUGAAGCAUCACCAACUGCCUGAUAUGAAUGUACCUGAUAUUCAGGUAAUUGAAUGUGCAGGGUGGGGCCCAACCCAAUAGGAUUUCGACGGGUAGUCUCGCGAGUAGCAAUGGCGCUUCCUAUCUAUAGGCGGGUUGUAAAUGGAAUAUUGUCUUUUUAGCUUUGAUUACAUGUUUAGUUUGCUGUGUUUGAUGAAAGGGAAACAUAUUUUGAUGCUCUGGUAGAGCAUGUUGGUUGAUA